AUAUUAUCGAAAUUUAACGAAUAAUAAAAAAUCUUCUCAGUGUUUUUAAAAAUAUUUAUUUUUAAUAACUACAAUAUUUAGCUUGUGAAAUUUUUGUUAAGACUUCAAUUUAGUCGGUACUUUAUAUAUUUGAUUUGAAUUUUUCAUAACUUUCGAUAAAGUUUGCGGACCUAAAGAAAAUCAAUAGAUGCGGAUUGAGGAAUCAUGGAAUAUUUUAUCGGAUUAUCUAAAUUAUUGUCAACAAUUAUUGUGUGGGUGAUUUGUGUAAAAUAUUGCUACAGUCAUGAAAAUAAUACUAUACGAUUUCAUAGACUUCCAAAAAAUGUAAUUCCGAUAUCAUAUGACUUACAAUUACUUCUGCCUUAUUUUUCUAAUAAUUAUACGUAUCAUGGACGUGUCAUUAUCGAUAUAUCUGUAAUCGAACAAACUAAUUCAAUAAUAUUGAAUUACGAUGGAUUGGACAUUGAAAGUGAGAAAACUGAAUUUUUGACUUAUGAAAUUGAUAAUUUAACUAUUUUAUCUCAAUCAUUCGACAGUGAUAAACAAUUUUUUACAAUUUUGUUCAAUCAAAAAUUAAAGAUUGGAAUUUAUAAGCUAUACUUAUAUUUCAAUGGUCACAUUCGUGACGAUCUUUUUGGUUUUUACAGAAGUAAAUACAAAGCUGGGAAUGAAACAAGGUGGAUGGCAGUUACACAAUUUUCACAGACUUUUGCUCGUCGAGCUUUUCCAUGCUUUGAUGAGCCAUAUAUGAAAGCUACAUUCAAGCUUCAUUUCGGACAUUAUCGUAAUCAAACGAUUACAUCAAAUACAAUACCAGAUAAAAUCACUCCAACAAAUUCAUCGAAUUAUAUUAUAACAUCAAUGAAAAAAACUCCGAAAAUGUCGACAUACUUAGUUGGAUGGUCUAUUCACGAUUUUAAUUAUCAGCAAUUAGUGAACUCAACUAACUUUAGUUUGUGGACGAGGAAAACGAUGACAGGAAAAGGUUCACUUGCAUUAAAAGAAGGCAGAUUAAUUUAUUCAACUUUAGAGUCAUAUUUAAGCAUAGAAAAUCCCAUUAAUAAAAUUGACCACAUAGCAAUUAGUGAUUUCCACUUCAGUGCAAUGGAAAAUUGGGGCAUGAUAACAUUCCGAGAAUCGGCAAUUCUAUUUGACAAAAAAACUACACCAACUAAUGUUAUACAUGCAGGAUUAAAUACAAUGGGCCAUGAAUAUGCUCACACUUGGUUUGGAAAUCUUGUUACUCCAGAAUUUUGGAACGUAGUAUGGCUGAAAGAAGGUUUUGCAACUUAUUUUUCUUAUAUUGCACGUUCAAUUAUCAAUCCUGAUUAUAAAAUGAUGGAUUUGUUUGUUAUUUAUAAUUUACGGUCUGCUCUUCUGAGUGAUUCCGUAGCACACAAUCGAACUAUGAAUGGUAAAGACAAUGGAGAAGCUGAUACCAUUAUGGGUUAUGCUGACUUUAAUGCGUAUCAAAAAGGUUCAUCGAUUGUUAGAAUGAUCAAUCACUUAAUGGGAUCUACAGCAUUUACAGAAGCAAUAAAGUCAUUCUUAAAAGCCAAUUUGUACGGUUAUGUAACGCCUGAAGUGCUUUAUGAACAUCUUCAAAAUUACACAAUGACACAAGGGAAAUUAAUAGAAAACUUUAAUAUACGUGAAGUUAUUGAAACUUACGCGAAUCAACCUGGCUAUCCACUCAUUAGUAUUAAAAGAAACUAUUCAUCUGGUUUAGUGGAGAUUUCCCAAGAGCGUUUCGACCUAAAUUCAAACUGGACCAGUACAAAGCCACCACAAUGGUGGGUGCCUUUGAGCUUUGCAUCAAAAUCACAAACAAAUUCAGCAAUCUCAUCAACAUUUGGUUCCAUCUGGUUGGCUCCUAAAGAUAAGGACAUAAUAAAGAUUGAUAGUAAUCCUCAAGACUGGAUUAUUUGUGAUAUCGACAAGGUUGGGUAUUAUCGCGUAAACUAUGACUCACGUAACUGGCACAUGUUGAUAGAACAUCUGCGUACCGAUGAAUUUCAUACGAUUAAACCAAUAUCCCGAGCUACACUUAUUGACGACGCUUUUAAUCUCGCGGAAGGGGGUUAUAUUCCCUACGAUAUAUUUUUUAAUCUUAUCAAUUAUCUCAGCAAAGAAACUGAAUACGAGCCUUGGUUUACUUCAUUAAAGUCCUUUAAUUUUCUCAACCAGAUUUUCAAAGACUUGCCGGUUCUUCGUACUUCAAUUCAAAGCUACGUCAGACGGCUUUUAAAAACAAUCUAUGAGUCUUUUUCAUUUGAUGAAGUUGAGGAUCAAUUGAGGAUUAAACUUCUACGUUCAUUAAUCUUGUCCACUGCGUGUGAAAUGAAUUACCCAGACUGUUUACAAAAUUCAAUUUUAAAUUUUAAUAAAUGGAUAAAUAAUUCUUCAUGGAUUGUUGAGCCAGAUUUAAAGAGCUUUGUUUACUGUAAUGGAAUUCGAUUUGGAAGUGCUAAAGACUGGGAAAAAGUUUUUAGUAGAUUUAUUGAAGCCGAUUUGCAUACUGAAAAGGAACUAUUGAUGAAAGGUCUUGGUUGUACUAAUAAUGUUACAUUAAUUAACAAAUUUUUAAAUUACGCAACAUCUAUUGAUGGAUUAGAGUUGCCAAAGCAGUACCAAACUACGAUAAUUAAAGCAAUAUUAAGUGGUAAUCGUAAAAAUGUAAAUUAUACAUUGGAAUUUAUGUCUAAAAAUUUAGAAAAAAUAAUUAAGGUCAGAGGCAAAGAAUUUUUAGUGGAUAUAUUGAUUUCGAUUAAAUAUGAAAUAACUUCUGCUGAAAAUUUAAAAAAAUUUUCAUCACUUGUUGAGAACAAUAUUGAUAGCUUGGGAAAUCAUAUAGAAAAAGCUAGAAACGCUGUAAAAUAUGCUGAAAAAUCGAUUGCAUGGAUUGAAAAGUACUCACCUGUAAUUGAACGCAUAGUGAAUUGACGGUCGUAUCUCUACUGUUUCAUUGUUUCCAUACUGCGCACACACAAAUUUAUAAAGUGGAAUUAUGAGUAAAUUAAAAACAAACGAGUGUAGCAGCCCCUGAUAGCCACACUUUAAAGAUAAUUGCUCAGCAAGUUCUGCAGUGAAACAUUUACGGCUAACUUAACGACAAGUUUCUGGCAAGCCUUGGCUGGAUAAUGCUUGCUUGCAAGUUGAUGCAAAUCUACUGCCGUCAUCUGAAUGUAAUUUGACAGAAAAACUUGCUGUCAAUUUGAAGUGAAACUUUCAAACAACUUAACGUCAUUAUCUGACAGUAACACUUGUAGUCAAAUUGAAUAAAAAGUUACAGGACAAUUUUAAAGGUAACUGCUUGCUCUCCAACACUUUCCUUUAUAUUGGCUUCAGAAUACGGCAGUAGCUUGAAGUUAACUUGUGGAUAAGGUGGCUAUCAGGGGCGUUUAUGCUGAUUCUACAUAAUUAUUAUUUGAUGAUAAAUUCAUCUACAGUCGGUAGCACAGAAAUUUGUGUUAGGCAAUUUGAAUUUCAUGUAUCAAUUGUUGUAAAGUAUGUAACAUACGCGUAGACCAGAGUAUUUAGUGGGAAAAUAAAUGAUCGGUAGAAACUCAUUUACUUGUGUAAAGAAAAACAUUUUAUUUGAUCCCAUAUUGUUAAAAAAUAUGACAGUAAUUAUUUUGUAACGAAAUAAUAGACACGUUUUUUUAAUAGUGAUUCUUGCACCUAACAUAUCUCUCUUUAUAAUCUGUCUAGCAUCACUGCUUUACAUCUCAAAUAUGAAGAUUAUACACAUUUUUAGUAGUAAACGACCAUACUUCCGGCACAUAUUUAUUAAUAAUAUAGCAUAAAGCUAUAGAAGCCCAGAAUCUGUGAUCAGUUGUAGAAA
Messenger RNA from Microplitis mediator, 3844 nucleotides. Its product is annotated as aminopeptidase N-like. Gene Ontology annotation, molecular function: metalloaminopeptidase activity; zinc ion binding; peptide binding. Lineage: Eukaryota; Metazoa; Arthropoda; Insecta; Hymenoptera; Braconidae. Gene Ontology annotation, biological process: peptide catabolic process; proteolysis. Bases 205 to 2943 code for a protein of 912 amino acids. The record is from RefSeq and is a predicted model, not a curated record. Gene Ontology annotation, cellular component: cytoplasm. The transcript is spliced from 10 exons.